CAUCUCUGCGGAAGUGUUGUGUGUGUUGUUUUCCUCUCUGCCACCACCACCAUGCCAUCAUCAUGAUCAUCAUCAUCCCUAGCAGCAGCUACAGACACAGUUUGAUUUGAUACCUUUAGAACUUAUUGGUAGAUGAAGACCUAUAAGUUGAUCUAAACAUAUGAGUCCUGUGGUUAUUAAAGUGUGAUCUUUGAGAUGGGGAAGAAGGACAAAGCAGACCGGGGUGAGAAGCGGUCCAAGAAACGUUCCUACGAGGAAGAGGAUGAUGAUGAAGAGGUGGGGGGAGCGGAUUCCCAGGAGAUCCCUGCAGCUGCGGGGAAGCAUGUGGAGGAGUCCACCACUAAGCUGGAUGAGUACGGAGCUAAGGACUACCGCUCCCAGAUGCUACUGAAGAACGACCACUCCUCACGACCGCUAUGGGUGGCCCCAGAUGGUCACAUCUUCCUGGAGGCCUUCUCUCCCGUCUAUAAAUACGCCCAGGACUUCCUGGUGGCCAUCGCUGAGCCGGUGUGCCGGCCCGUCCACGAACACGAGUACAAGCUGACGGCCUACUCACUGUACGCCGCCGUCAGUGUCGGCCUGCAGACCUCCGACAUCGUGGAGUACCUGCAGAAACUCAGCAAGACCUCCGUACCCGACGGUAUCAUUCAGUUCAUCAAGCUCUGCACUGUGAGCUACGGAAAAGUCAAGAUGGUUCUCAAACACAACAGGUACUUCGUGGAGAGUGCGUUUCCCGAGGUGAUCCAGAACCUACUGCAGGACUCGGUCAUCAGAGACUGUCGCCUGCGCACCGCCGACGGAGCGGACACGGAGCUCAUCACAGAGAUCAUCAGCAGCAAGUCAGCGAUCGCCAGAUCUGUGCAGGAGAAGGCAGGAGCAGCGGCGACCUCGACCACCGCGGCAGGAGAAGGAACCUCUUCCACCGCGCUGGUUCCUGAGGACAUCUUCAGCUACUACGAGCAGAUGGACAAGGAGGAAGAGGAGGAGGAGGAGACACAGACCGUGUCCUUUGAGAUACGACAGGAGAUGAUCGAGGAGGUUCAAAAACGCUGCAUCCAGCUGGAGUACCCCCUGCUGGCGGAGUACGACUUCCGCAACGACACGGUGAACCCCGACAUCAACAUGGACCUCAAGCCGACGGCCGUGCUGCGGCCGUACCAGGAGAAGAGCCUCCGGAAGAUGUUCGGGAACGGACGCGCUCGCUCCGGCGUCAUCGUGCUGCCCUGUGGUGCGGGGAAGUCUCUUGUGGGCGUGACGGCCGCCUGCACGGUGAGGAAGCGCUGCCUGGUGCUGGGGAACUCCUCGGUGUCGGUGGAGCAGUGGAAGGCCCAGUUCAAGAUGUGGUCCACCAUCGACGACUCCCAGAUCUGCCGCUUCACGUCGGACGCCAAGGACAAGCCCAUUGGCUGCUCGGUGGCCAUCAGCACCUACUCCAUGCUGGGCCACACCACCAAGAGGUCCUGGGAGGCCGAGCGCGUCAUGGAGUGGAUGAGGAGCCAGGAGUGGGGCCUGAUUAUACUGGAUGAGGUGCACACCAUUCCUGCCAAGAUGUUCCGGCGGGUUCUGACCAUCGUCCAGUGCCACUGUAAGCUGGGUCUCACCGCCACGCUGGUCCGAGAGGACGACAAGAUCGUGGACCUGAACUUCCUGAUCGGACCCAAGCUAUUUGAGGCCAACUGGAUGGAGCUGCAGAACAACGGAUACAUCGCCAAGGUCCAGUGUGCUGAGGUGUGGUGUCCCAUGUCUCCAGAGUUCUACCGGGAGUACGUCGCCAUCAAGACCAAGAAGAGGAUCCUCCUCUACACCAUGAACCCCAACAAGUUCCGCGCCUGCCAGUUCCUCAUCCGCUUCCACGAGCGCCGCAACGACAAGAUCAUCGUGUUUGCCGACAACGUGUUCGCCCUCAAGGAGUAUGCCAUCCGCCUAAACAAACCUUACAUCUACGGCCCCACCUCUCAGGGGGAGCGCAUGCAGAUCCUCCAGAACUUCAAACACAACCCCAAGAUCAACACCAUCUUCAUCUCCAAGGUAGGAGACACGUCCUUCGACCUCCCGGAGGCCAACGUGCUGAUCCAGAUCUCCUCCCAUGGCGGGUCCCGGCGGCAGGAGGCCCAGAGGCUGGGCCGCGUGCUGAGAGCCAAGAAAGGCAUGGUGGCGGAGGAGUACAACGCCUACUUCUACUCUCUGGUGUCUCAGGACACUCAGGAGAUGGCCUACUCCACCAAGAGACAGAGGUUCCUGGUGGACCAGGGGUACAGCUUCAAGGUGAUCACUAAGAUGGCAGGCAUGGAGGAGGACGACCUGAUGUUCUCCACGCGGGAGGAGCAGCAGCUGCUGCUGCAGAAGGUGAUCGCCGCCUCGGAACUGGACGCCGAGGAGGAGGUGGUGCUGGGGGAGAUGGGGGGGCGGCCCACGUUCUCGCGGCGACCGGGCACCAUGAGCUCCAUGUCCGGGGCGGAUGACGCCGUCUACAUGGAGUACCACAGCCGGGGCCGCUCGGCCGCUGCCUCUGCCAAGGGAUGCCACCCGCUCUUCAAGCGCUUCCGCAAGUAGAAAAAGCGCCCUCUGGUGGUCGAUCCGGGAACUAAAGGCCAGCCCAGGGAGAAUCUGGUUGAACAAAGCUACUUGAUACUGUGGAGUAGAUCCAGAGUUUUCCCGCCAUACAGCUGCAGCUGAAGCAGAGAGGAAGUUCUGGUUGAAAGGAAUCUAAGUGGACAAUUUUUGUGUAGGGAAAUAACCUUAAAAAAUAGCCAACAUUUUGGAUACCGGUUAUGAUGAUGUCUAAAGAGCAGAAAAACAGAAAAUAUUAAUUUCCCAAAGUGUAAUCCAGUAUUUGGGUAGGAAAUAUGACUUUUGUUUCAUUUGUGCAUUAGGAAGUUUUAUAACAGGUUGAAAUAUGUUUGGGUUGUAAUGACACAUUUAACGUUUCCAUGUCAGACGGUUUUAUAACUCCACCUUUAAAUAAACAAAACUGGGAAUUAAAAAAGAAUACUGCUUGCUUA
Messenger RNA from Gadus macrocephalus (Pacific cod), 3002 nucleotides. RefSeq names its product excision repair cross-complementation group 3 (gene ercc3). NCBI's taxonomy places the organism in Eukaryota, Metazoa, Chordata, Actinopteri, Gadiformes, Gadidae. The record is from RefSeq and is a predicted model, not a curated record. Gene Ontology annotation, molecular function: ATP binding; hydrolase activity; DNA binding. Gene Ontology annotation, cellular component: transcription factor TFIIH holo complex; transcription preinitiation complex; nucleotide-excision repair factor 3 complex. Bases 196 to 2553 code for a protein of 785 amino acids. Gene Ontology annotation, biological process: nucleotide-excision repair; transcription initiation at RNA polymerase II promoter. The transcript has 15 exons.